AUGCCCAGGGCGCUGGAGCUGGUGCAGAUCUGCGGCGGCGUGCGGUGCGCGAGCAGAAAGAGGGGCUGCCACUCCGUUGGUAUUCCUGGACGGAAGGUAGAUGACCCUUACUUUAGGGCGGCCAUCAUAGAGACACAGAAACAAGGUACUGGGGUCACGAUCCCAACUGGGAGGGACAUUGAUGGAAAAUAUCUUUCAGAGAACGUGGAGGAGAUAAAGAAGGAGAUCAACAAGUGGAAGCAAGAGUUCCCUGAGUAUGGUGCCACUAUCAUAUGUGAUUCAUGGACCGGUAUUUCUCGCAAUAGCGUAAUCAACUUCUUGGUAUAUUGCAAUGGAAUGAUGUACUUCUGGAAGUCUAUUGAUGUAACUGGAAAAAUACAAGAUCAUCAUCUCAUACUUAAGGAGAUAACAAUUGUUCUGAACGAUAUAGGGCCAGAAGAUGUGAUUCAGAUAGUCACUGAUAAUGGCAGCAACUUUAAGAAGGCUUGCAAGCUGUUGGCAGAGGAGUACCCUCACAUUGUGUGGCAGCCAUGUCUUGCCCACACGAUCAACCUCAUUCUUAAAGAUAUUGGAAAGUGGGAUGAUCACAAGGCCAUGAUUCAGAGUGCCCAAUAUAUUUGUCAAUGGUUAUACAAUUCUAAUAGUGUGCACUCCAUGUUUAAGAGUGCCACUGGUGGGAGCUAG
Molecule: messenger RNA, 684 nt
Organism: Panicum virgatum (switchgrass)
Lineage: Eukaryota; Viridiplantae; Streptophyta; Magnoliopsida; Poales; Poaceae
Exons: 4
Coding region: 1-684 (227 amino acids)
Source: RefSeq, a predicted model, not a curated record